Molecule: messenger RNA, 3603 nt
Organism: Colossoma macropomum (tambaqui)
Lineage: Eukaryota; Metazoa; Chordata; Actinopteri; Characiformes; Serrasalmidae
Gene: pkdcca
Product: protein kinase domain containing, cytoplasmic a
Exons: 7
Coding region: 173-1642 (489 amino acids)
Biological process (GO): protein phosphorylation
Molecular function (GO): non-membrane spanning protein tyrosine kinase activity; ATP binding
Source: RefSeq, a predicted model, not a curated record
AGCCAAGUGUCACCCGCAAUCAGCCCUUCAAAUGGGGUGGAUCUCGAAAUCCCACACAGCAGCGAUGAAGUCGCGAGCAGAACCGGCGCCGUUACAUUAGACCUCGAGGGCUGGAGAGGGAAACAGAUCACUUCAUUUAUUCUGCCUGAUCGCAACCACCGUAACCGAGAAGAUGAAGCGGCGGAAGGUCGUCGUAGCGGCCGGUUUCUGUCUCUCCUUCUUCCUCGGUACGCUGUUCAAUCUGCUCUCCGUGCCAGCGUUCGAGCACCAGCAGCACCAGCAGCUCGGAAAACAACAACAACAGCAGCAGCUGCAGCAGCAGCAGCUCGAGGCGAGUCUCGAGCCCACCACCGCCGCGGCCACCAGCGGCCACGCGCAGCUCCAGUCCUUGCGGCAGCAGAUUCGCGCGCGGCUGCGCGAGGCUCUCCGCUACGGGCCGUUCCCCGAGCGCGGCGCGCGGCCGCCGCUCGAGCGCAGGCGCCUCAUGGACCUGCAGCGCGCGCAGGAGGAGGAGCGCGAGGAGCGGGAGCACGGGGGCGCGGGGCGGCUCGGCUGCAGCAGCGUGGACGCCGCGAGCGACGUCCGCUUCGUGGGCUCCGGAUACACCAAGGCCGUGUACCGCGCCGCGCUCAACGGCAGCUUCGCCGUGGCGCUCAAAUCGGUGGACUUCGGCGGUCACGACAUGGAGGAGUGCGUGAGGAAGUACGGCUCUGCGGGAGACUGCUACAGACUGGCCUCCGUUAAACUGGUGAAGGAGAUGGCGCUGAUGGAGAGGCUGCAGCACCCCAACAUCCUCAAGCUAUAUGGCUACUGCUACCAGGACAGCAACGACAUUAAGGACACUGUGACGGCCAUCACGGAGCUGGGCAGCCCUCUGGAGAUGAUCCAGUUGCUGCAGACGCCCUGGGAGGAGAGAUUCAGGAUCUGUCUGAGUCUGAUGCGGCUGCUGCACUAUCUGGCCCAUUCUCCGCUGGGCUCUCUCACCUUGUUGGACUUCAGGCCUAGGCAGUUUGUGCUGGUGGACGGAGAGCUCAAGGUGACGGACCUGGAUGACGCCAGUGUGGAGGAGACGCCCUGCUCCUCCUCUGCAGACUGCCUGCUGGAGUUCCCUGCCCGCAACUUCACCCUCCAGUGCAGCAGUGGGCGCUGCCAGGGCAUCAACGAGAAGAGGAACCUGUACAACGCCUACAGGUUCUUCUUUACCUACCUGCUCCCUCACAGUGCCCCCACUGCCCUCAGGCCUCUCCUCGACAAGAUCGUCAACUCCACAGGGGAGCUGCUGUGGGGCACAGACGAGACCCUAGCUCACCUCGAGAAGGCGCUGGACGUUUACAGGAGUGGACAGUACCUCAUGAACGACACACAGACGCAUAAAACAGCAGAAUAUAAACGGGUGGUGGACGCCUCGAUUCCUGGAGAGAACUACCGCUGCUGGCCAUCAUAUCAGCACGACGGAUGCAUGCUGUCUGUCUAUGACGUCCGUGAGGCCAUCGGGGUCUGUGAGAGCCACGCUCAGUGCAGAGCUUUUGUCCUGACCAAUCAGAGCACCUGGACAGGACACCAGCUUGCGCUCUUCAAGACGGGCUCGUCCAGCAUGACGUCGGCUAAAGGCAAGCUAACAUACAUCAAACUGGGCAGCUGAGGGAGAGAGAAAAAAAGAGAGAGAGAUGAAGAGGUUGGUCCCGGACCGCUGUCCAUCCCUCUGAUCGUCUCUCAUGGGACUGAGUUGAGGAAGGUGUGGUCAACUCAUCCUCACGCUCCUUCCUCCAUACGUUCCUCUGAACGAUCUAAGAGGAAGCUGACCACAUUGAGGCCCCGCCAGAGUGCAAUAUCAGUAUCUUCUGUCUGAAGCUUAACCUCCUCUUCUGAGGUUCUGAACGUGGACAUGAAUGUUUCAAAUGGGCUAAAUGUUCAGGCUGGACUUCUACCUGCAUGUCUGUUUAGGUACCUUUCAAAUAUUGAUACCACAGAAGGCUUACCCUGCUAAGAGUAUUCUGUGGGUAUGUUGAUGAAUUAAAGGGACACAGUGGUGCAGUAGUCUCUAGAGCGAGAUUUCCCAGUUUAAAUAGUAGGAAACCCCCCGUUCUGGUGAUGGAACUUGAAGGUUGGGGGAACUUCUGAAAUAAUACAACUGCUUUAGGGCGGAUUUUUGGAGGUGGGGGCUGAAAGGUUUUUUCCACUAGCUGGCAAUUGCUGAAGGAAGCUAGAUGGAUAACGUUAUUGCUGGGAGGCCAAAUAUCUUAUUGGAACUGUGUAAUUGUGUCAGUUAUUUUCAUUAUAAUGGAGAGAAUGGGUCACUCAAAUGAAAGAAUGGAAGACGGCAAGCUAAAAGCUAAAAUUAGCAAGGUAGCUACCUGGCUCUCUAGACGCCUUACCUCAGCUUGGCUUCUUGUUUGCGACUAAAAGGGUUAAAAUGUGCCGUCUGGUGUCCAUUUUGUGCCGAAUAACAAUAGAAUUGACAGCCAGGGCCUGAGGAUCAGUGGCUAGGCUAGCAGUCAGGACUGGUUGACGCCACCGGAUUCCCAAUUAGUUGUGUGACAUGUUUAUUUUAGACCUGGAUGCCCAAAAUGAAGUUAAUCAACAAACAUUUUUAAAUGUAAUCGUGUCACGUGUAACAAUUAUCUGACCAAAUUUAAACAAUUUAAGCACAUAUAGACAGUCAGCCAAGAUGUUUGUUGUUGGAAAUUUGCUUCUAUUCCUUUGCAGUGGAGCUAAACAUGUCUUGGCUAACCAACUACACCAGAAUUCCCACAACGUGUGAACUACUUCUUUAAAAAACACAAACUUUAAUGUAUUGCAAAGAAUAUUGCCAGGGUUAUGUGUAGAAAUAAAAUUGCAACGUGGCAUUUUUGUCCGUAUUGUGCAGCCCUAGUGUUGCACCUUCUCAAUCAUGGUCAAACACACAUCAAGAACCUGUCAAGAAAGACAUCCUUUCUUUUUUAUGACCCAUCAGGUUCGGUCUGCACAUCUCAGGUGUGUCUGGUACAGCCCAUAUCUGCACGUCCUCUCUCUUGUACUCCCCUCCCUUCUUCUCUUAGGUCUUCAGCACUUUUUUUUCAAGUCUAACAGGGUCUUUGUUCUUGUGCUGAACUUUAAAAUAGAACUUCCACUUUGAUUCCAAAUCGUUUAAGGGGUUUGUUUGUAUGGUACAAAGAAAUGGUACAACUUAGGAUUCAGGACUUUUGGUGGUUCUGUAGAGCAACUAUGAAAUAUAUGAAAGUUACUGUAAAACAUGGAGACGAAGCCGAAAUGUAUUAUCCUGCAAAUGGAUUUUCGUUGACCAAAUGUGAUAAUCAGUGUCAGUGUGUGUUGUGUCCAUUUGGUCUUAUUUUCAGUGGAGAUCCAAGCUUGUGCCCGCUGUGUCCAUGACCCCUUGUAACACAGUGAACAAGGUGAAUUUCUCAGUCUAUGAAUUUCCCAAGGAAAUGUGAAGCUUUUACUUGACAGGUGAAGGACUGAAUGAUUCUCUGCUUUCAGAGAAAGCAAUGAAAUGAAACCGAAGUCAACACGUACAUAAGCUUUGGCUUUAAUAAUGAUGUAUAUAAUGACACUGUUGAUGAAAGCAAUAUUUUUGUAUGAAAAUAUAAAAGUCUUAUGGCUUUA